GAAUUAAUUAAGGUCGAACUACGCUUAAUAAACUUAAGGCUAAAACUAGCAGAAUCCUAGUCAUUAUGGUUCAUAUUACAUCCAAAAUGUUGUAAUCCUUGUAGAUUAUAUAGACUACCAAAGAUUCACAUGAAUAAUACUCCACAAAAGCCAGCGGUUGAUCCUACAAAUUCACCAUCAUAUAAUCCGAAGAUCUACCUAGCUAAGGUACUCAAACCGUAUGACAAAUUGAUUAAUCAUGAAAUUAAAAACUCCACUGAAUUUAAGAAUAAUAUCGACACCAUCCACAUAGAAGAGAAUGAAAUGAUGCCAAGUUUUGAUGUUUCUUCCUUAUUUACUAAUGUAUUCAUCAAUAGAGUAUUGGAUAUUAUUUAUGAUUAUUUCGAAUCUGACUCAUAUUUUAAUUUACGAUCCCCGUUAGAUCCAUCCGAAGUUAUUAAGUGUUUGGAAUAGUGUUUACGAUUCACGUUAUUCACAUUUAG
This is a messenger RNA of Schistosoma guineensis, 482 nucleotides long. The record is from the annotation of a GenBank genome assembly. Lineage: Eukaryota; Metazoa; Platyhelminthes; Trematoda; Strigeidida; Schistosomatidae.